This is a messenger RNA of Paramecium sonneborni, 701 nucleotides long. NCBI's taxonomy places the organism in Eukaryota, Ciliophora, Oligohymenophorea, Peniculida, Parameciidae. The record is from the annotation of a GenBank genome assembly.
AUGAAUAGUAAUAUGAUUGAGUAGUUUAAUAUAUUUAUUACCAUUGACCAAAUACUUUAGAUAUAAAUAGAGAAUUCUUCUAGGUUUCUUAAUGAUAAAUAAAAAUAUGAAGGGAGAAUGAGAUGGGAAAAUAUAAAAGAAAUGAUAAAUUAUUUACCAAAUGAAUAUAAAUGUUUAUUAAAAUAAUAGUAAAUUAAAUAAAAUGAAAAAAAAAUUAAAUCCUUUUAAAUAAAUUAUUAAAAAAAGAAAUAAUUCCAUAGAAAAAUGCCAUCAAAGAGAAGAAAUAAUGGUCGUUCAAAGAAAAAUAGAGGUCAUGUAAAGCCAGUGACAUGCUCAAAUUGUUGUAGAUUAGUUGGGAAAGAUAAAGCCAUCAAAAGAUUCACAGUUAGAGAUAUUGUUGAUGCUUCAUCAAAGAAAGACAUUUUAGAAGCUUCAGCUUAUGAAAACAAAUAAUAAUAGUCAAUUCCAAAAUUAUUUGAUAAGCUUUAAGUAGUGUUAAUAAUAAAAAGUUAGUAUUGCGUUUCUUGUGCCAUCCAUGCUCGUAUUGUUAGAGUUAGAUCAGCUGAAGACAGAAGAAUUCGUGUUAUUGAAAGAAAACGACCUGUUUAAUAAUCAACAUAAAAAAAGGAUGCCAACAAACCAUAAGCUCCAGUUGCAGCUUAAUGAUAUAUCUAAUACAAACAUACAUUAAUAAAUUUGAA